This is a messenger RNA of Nothobranchius furzeri (turquoise killifish), 819 nucleotides long. Lineage: Eukaryota; Metazoa; Chordata; Actinopteri; Cyprinodontiformes; Nothobranchiidae. The record is from RefSeq and is a predicted model, not a curated record.
CAGGAAUUCACAUUGGAAGGAGUGAUGGAAGACAGUUCGGAUGAGGAGUAUGUGCCUGAGCCUGCCACAGACUAUGAUUUGUCGUGGGAAAGUCUGAGACCAGGGGGUAAAGGAAAGGGCAGUACAGGAAAGGGGAGAGGAAAAGGUCGCUCGGAUGGUCGGGGAAGGACACGCUCAAGGGGUGAGGGCCGCAGGUCGAGGUCCAGAGCUCCUUCAAGAGGACCAGGGCGCCGGGGUAGGCAGCGAACAGCUUUCAGAGAAGAGGACCGAGACCGGCUUGCACAGCUGAGAGCUGCCAGUAUAGCUGAGAUGCAGACAGCUUUACAACACCUGAGCCAGGAGGAGAGAGAUUAUAUUCUCGAGAGAGUGGUGACCCGUCUUCCAGGGGUGAUGCUGGAUAUCCUGGAGUUUUGGCAAGAGACGCCAGGACACCGUCUUCCUGAUCGAGGGCAGCCUGCGUGGUGCACUUGCCAGAACUGCCGACGCAUGCCUACACAGAUUGAAAACCUGUGCUGUAGGCAAGUUCCAGAGCUCUGUCUAAGCAGAAGUGCUCACCUGGAGCUAUACUGCUUGGAUGAGGGCACACUGCAUCUAGUGAGGAUGACCUGGAACGACAUCUUCGCCUUAGAGGACAACCAAGAUGUGGGCACAGACAGUUUCAUUUUGCUGCGUAUCGUCAGUUUACAGUCUGGCAACAUGGGUGUCUGGGAAGAGGAAGUCGGAGACCAAUUCCAAGCUACUGUGUUCUAUGUAUACGGGAAAAAUUCCCUGAUCCAUUUGGGAAUUAAUGUUGAGCAUUGCAGCAUCAAUCGCGUAUGA